Messenger RNA from Phyllotreta striolata, 1567 nucleotides. The record is from the annotation of a GenBank genome assembly. Lineage: Eukaryota; Metazoa; Arthropoda; Insecta; Coleoptera; Chrysomelidae.
AAAAAAUCAAAACAUAACCUUUUUUAUUGUUAUGAUGAUGUGUUCGUAGAAACUUUAAAUGAAAAUCAAGCGAUAUUUAUUCAAAUCCAAUAAUAUUCAAAUAAGUAAUGAAACAAAUUUUACUUGAAAAUGACCUUUUUACAAGAUACAAUCAUUAUUCUCGCCUCGCAGAUUACUUUCUUCGUGGGUGCAUGGAUAUUUUUUAUGAAAGAAUUGUUUAAAAAUUACGAAGUUCGUCAUGUUAUGGUUCAACUUAUAUUCUCCAUAACUCUAACACUUUCCUGUACGAUGUUCGAAUUGAUUAUUUUUGAAAUAUUAGGUCUCCUCGAUUCCAGUUCUAGAUAUUUCUAUUGGUAUGUGAUGUUAUAUUUAAUGCUUUUUGUUGUUAUCGUACUGAAUCCAUUUUAUAUCGGUUACUAUUGCAUCAGUAAUAUAAAUUAUGUAAAACCAGAUUACGUGAAACGUUUAACGGUGCUUGUUUGGAUAAUAUUCCUCGUAAUAUUCUGGAAAAUUGGCGACCCUUUUCCGAUAAUCAAUCCAAAACAAGGGGUACUUUCCAUCGAACAAUUAGUAUCUAGAAUAGGAGUUAUCGGAGUGACUGUUAUGGCUUUACUAUCCGGUUUCGGGGCUGUUAAUUAUCCUUAUUCAUCGAUGGCAUACUUCAUGAGAGAAGUAUCCGAAGCCGAUGUUUUGAACGUUGAAAAGAGAUUAAUGCAAACGAUGGAUAUGAUUGUGAUAAGAAAAAAGAGAUUAGCUAUUGCUAAAAAACAGUCUAUGGAAAAGGUUAACGAUACGACGAAACGAAAAGGGUUUUGGUCUCUUUUAUCGUCAGUAGGAAUAAACAAAAGCGAAGAAAAUAUCGUGCAGAUACGAUUAGAGAUUGAGGGUUUAGAGGCUUUAAGCAGGACUCUAUUUCUGGAGGUUCACGAGAACAGAAAUAUGUUAGAGCGCAUCGAGUGGUCGAAAACGUGGAAAGGAAUAUACUUUAAUUUCCUGGGUUAUAUAUUCUCCGGGUACUGCUUGUGGAAAAUAUUUAUUUGCACGAUUAACAUAGUGUUUGAUAGAGUUGGUAAAAAGGAUCCCGUAACGAGAGGCAUAGAGAUCGCUGUACAUUGGAUGGGCUGGAAUUUCGACGUGAAUUUUUGGUCUCAACAAGUCUCUUUCUACCUAGUCGGUUGUAUUGUCGUGACAUCUAUUAGAGGUUUUAUAAUCACUUUAACAAAGUUCUUCAACAGGAUGUCGUCCAGCAAAAGUUCCAACGUAAUCAUAUUAGUUUUGGCCCAAAUAAUGGGCAUGUACUUUGUAUCGUCCGUGCUACUGUUGAGAAUGAACAUGCCCGUGCAAUACAGGACGAUUAUCACGCAAGUUUUGGGCGCCUUGCAGUUUAAUUUCUACCAUCGGUGGUUCGAUGUUAUAUUUUUAGUGAGCGCUCUGAGUAGUAUUAUCACGCUUUACGUGGCUCACAAGCAGCCCAUCAGAGAGAACGUGUAGUUCAAUAUACUGUGUAAUUAUCAAAUAUGUGCAUUUUAUAAUUCAAAUCGUUGAAUAAAAAUUAUUUAUUUUCUAA